Molecule: messenger RNA, 1529 nt
Organism: Neomonachus schauinslandi (Hawaiian monk seal)
Lineage: Eukaryota; Metazoa; Chordata; Mammalia; Carnivora; Phocidae
Gene: DUSP28
Product: dual specificity phosphatase 28
Exons: 2
Coding region: 71-631 (186 amino acids)
Biological process (GO): protein dephosphorylation
Cellular component (GO): cytoplasm
Molecular function (GO): protein tyrosine/serine/threonine phosphatase activity
Source: RefSeq, a predicted model, not a curated record
CCCGGGGGUGCCCGGCAGGCCGCCCGGCCGCCCAAACUAGUCCCGCGGACCGGGCGUCCCGGCGCGGGUCAUGGACCCGGGACAAGCCAGCCGCCGCGAGGUCCCCGGGGUCGCCUCGCCCGCGCCGCCGCCGUUCGUGCGCGUCGCCCCCUCGCUGUUCCUCGGGACUGCGCGCGCCGCGGCCGCGCCGGAGCGGCUGGCGCGCGCGGGAGUCACCCUGUGCGUCAACGUCUCGCGCCAGCAGCCCGGCCCGUGCGCGCCCGGCGUGGCCGAGCUGCGCGUGCCCGUGUUCGACGACCCGGCCGAGGACCUGCUGGCGCACCUGGAGCCCACCUGCGCCGCCAUGGAGGCUGCGGUGCGCGCCGGCGGCGCCUGCCUGGUCUACUGCAAGAACGGCCGCAGCCGCUCGGCCGCCGUCUGCACCGCCUACCUCAUGCGGCACCGCGGCCUCAGCCUGGCGCGGGCCUUCCAGGCCGUGAAGAGCGCGCGCCCGGUGGCUGAGCCCAACCCGGGUUUCUGGUCUCAGCUGCAGAAGUACGAGGAGGCCCUGCAGUCCCUGCCCCGCCUGUCCGGGGAGCCCUCGGGACCGUGCUCCGGAACUAGAGGAGAUGAGCUCCAGAAUGAGCCCUAGUCCUCCAACCCUUGGAGAGCACCCAGCCCCCAGUGCAGGGUGCAUGGAGCUGGAGGUAGUUGAAGCGCUGACUGGAGGGGGUCUUUCUCCUCCUUCCUUACUGUCGCACACAGUUUUCAAUUUCCGAUUCUUCCUGAAAGGAUGCGCGUUUCUGUCCCGUUUGACAGUUCGGCGGGAGUGUGUUCACUGAAGAGGGGACUGGAAGCGUUCCUUCCUUGGUCAGCAGCUUUACCAGACAGGGCUUGGUCAGGAAAAUCCAAACCACGUGAGGAGUUUUAGGCAGAAAGGUCUUUAAUACAGAGGGCAAGGCCAGGGAGCCAAGAUCAGGAGAUGGGAAGGUAUGGGAGUCAUGGAGAUCCCCCGACCCCAGUCGUGGCCGCCUGCCACUCUGAUGUGGCUACUGCUGGAGGACACCAACACUGCCGGCAAAGCCUCGUGCCUGCCACUGUUGGAGCCCACAGGGCUUUUCCCAGACGCCACACUGGUCCCCUCUCAGAACCUGGUGCAGAAUCCAGACCUGUAACUGCUGCAACACAGGCCAGGCUGUGAGGCUGCCUGACCACAGCCUAGCGCCUGCGCCCACCUCCGACCUUACUGACCUCCCAGUUUCCACAACAGCACUGAGCCCCGGCCUCACAUCCCACAGCCACCCUCGUGUCGAAGACGCAUUCACCACCUGUGCGUCUGAGCGUGUCGACUCCUCUUUUGGUUCAGGCACACCUCACCUGGAUCCUAUGGUCUAAAGACUAUACCAGAAAAUUAAUCACCAUCAACACCUCUGAAAUAAGAUAGCAGGAGGGAAAAAAGGGGGGAAACUGGGGUACAAUAUAAAUUACAGAUAAUACAGCCCCCGGUUAAUACAUGCUGCCAAAUACGUAUCAACGUAAUUAAUAAAAUA